Messenger RNA from Sphaeroforma arctica JP610, 1440 nucleotides. RefSeq lists its product as hypothetical. The record is from RefSeq and is a predicted model, not a curated record. The transcript has 9 exons. Gene Ontology annotation, biological process: regulation of DNA-templated transcription. The coding region runs from base 1 to 1440 and encodes 479 amino acids. NCBI's taxonomy places the organism in Eukaryota, Ichthyosporea, Ichthyophonida. Gene Ontology annotation, cellular component: nucleus; chromatin. Gene Ontology annotation, molecular function: histone H3K36 methyltransferase activity; protein binding.
AUGCAAGCGAAUCCUGAAGCGCACAGACAUCUGGACAUGUACGCAGAUAUAUACGCUGAUGUACUCAAGCCUUCGCUGAAAGAACGGCAGGCGAUAGUGGACGAUGCGAUUUGCAGCUGCACUGUCCCAUCUGUACCUGCCGACGGGGCAGGGCUAACCGCAGAGCUAACCGGGUGCGGGGAAGACUGCGUCAAUAGAUCGACAUUCACUGAGUGCUCUCCGAUGACCUGUCCAGUGGCGUCCAUCUGCACCAACAAUCGAUUCCAAACGAAUAUGGUGCCGUGCAAGCUGGAUGUGUUUGAUACAAACAGCAAGGGAUAUGGCGUGCGAUGUAAAAGUGAUAUCAAGCGAGGAGCUCUGAUUGCCGAAUAUGUGGGAGAGAUUGUCUCCGAGACCGAGUGCAGGAGACGUAUGACGGAGCGAUACAAGCACAUGAACAACUUCUACUUCUUGCACCACACUGGUAACAACGUGAUUGACGGCUGUCAGUACGGGAGCGCGGCUCGUUUUAUCAAUCAUUCAUGCUCACCGAAUGCACACAUUGAGAAGUGGACUGUGAAGGGUCUGGUGCGGGUGGGGAUAUUCGCUUCAACUGCUAUCGCACGUGGCACGGAGAUAUGUUACGACUACAAGUACCGGGUGAUGGGCCAGGGCAAUGUGGUGUGUAGGUGUGGAUCAGAUAAUUGCAGCGGCUUCCUGGGCGAAAGGCCGAAGAAAAUUGUUUCCAUGGCAACCGGGAGUCACAAAAAGGGUCGAAGGAAAGGAAAUGCGGCCAAAAGUGCCAAACUAGCCAUUGCCGGAGAGGAGCCGGUCUUAGAAGUCAGUUUGGCUCAGCAGCGUCGGAAUCAGGCCCGCGAUUUCACUUACGCCAGGAAAAAUCGGCUUUUCUUGGUGCGCAACAUACCCUCCCACAAACUAGUACCCCUGGAUGAUCUUCAACCUGGGAGAUUUGGGACCGCCAACCCUGAUUCCAGGACAAACGGCCUGAUAUUAGGUACAACCCGAAAUUCAGCACAGAAUAGUACGGGUAGGAACAGUGCUAUGGGACGGCAUGGCGAUGUGGGACGGCAUAGUGGGACUAUUAGCUCAGAUUCGGGCGUUCACCUCGCAGUGAAUACGGACUACAAACAACUGGUGCGUAUAAUGCGCAUGAUCUACACAACUGUCCUCAAGACUGUCAGGGGACAGUGUCGGCUCUUCCUCAGGCUUCCACCGCGGUCCAGGUACCCAGACUACUACCAAUUGAUCGACACGCCCAUAUGUCUCGCGGACAUUGAGCAGAAAAUUAACUCAGGACUGUACCCAACGGUUGAGGAGUUGCAGGUGAGACCCAUAUCCCGCACAGCCCAGUCGCAAAAGCGCGUGCACACGGCCACACUGCAUGUCACGUAUCUGUUGUAUCCGACGAGAUGGUAUUGUGUGCAUCAUGUUGUUGUGUGA